Messenger RNA from Chiroxiphia lanceolata (lance-tailed manakin), 2576 nucleotides. RefSeq names its product phospholipase A2 group IVA (gene PLA2G4A). Gene Ontology annotation, cellular component: cytosol; nucleus; Golgi apparatus. The transcript has 17 exons. Gene Ontology annotation, molecular function: calcium ion binding; calcium-dependent phospholipid binding. The coding region runs from base 105 to 2366 and encodes 753 amino acids. Gene Ontology annotation, biological process: glycerophospholipid catabolic process. The record is from RefSeq and is a predicted model, not a curated record. NCBI's taxonomy places the organism in Eukaryota, Metazoa, Chordata, Aves, Passeriformes, Pipridae.
AAGGAUCUUUCAUACUUAACUCUGCUCUGAAAAACGAGAAAGCCUCUCCUCUGUGGAAUUGAAAUAGAUAUUUGACAGUUGCCUUGAAUAAAAAUUAAGCAAAAAUGUCUGUCAUAGAUCCUUACCAGCACAUUGUGGUGGAGCACCAGUACUCACACAUAUUCACUGUGACAGUAAGGAAAGCCACAAAUGUCACCAAGGGAGCCAUUGGUGACAUGCUUGACACUCCGGACCCCUACGUGGAGCUGUUCAUCCCGACCGCCCCCGACUGCAGGAAGAGAACGAAGCAUUUCAACAACGACGUGAACCCCGUGUGGAACGAGACCUUUGAGUUCAUCCUGGACCCCAACCUGGAGAAUGUCCUGGAGGUUACUCUCAUGGAUGCCAACUACGUUAUGGACGAGACUCUUGGCACAUCCACAUUUCCCAUCUCUUCUCUGAAACUGGGAGAAAAGAAGGAGGUCCAGUUGACUUUCAAUGAUGUCACAGAAAUGACUUUGGAACUGUCUCUUGAAGUAUGCUCUUCCACAGAUCUCCGGUUCAGCAUGGCCCUGUGUGAUGAGGAGAAGAAAUUUCGGCAGCAGAGGAGAGAUAACAUCAUGCACAGCCUCAAAUCAUUCCUAGGAGAGGAAAACAGCAAGAACUUGACCACUGCCCGUGAUGUCCCAGUCAUAGCAAUCCUGGGCUCGGGAGGUGGAUUUCGUGCCAUGGUGGGGUUUGCUGGAGUCAUGAAAGCACUUUAUGAAUCCGGAGUUUUGGACUGUGCCACUUAUGUUGCUGGGCUCUCUGGAUCCACCUGGUACAUGUCGACUUUGUAUUCACACCCAGACUUUCCAGCAAAGGGCCCAAAAGAGAUCAAUGAAGAGCUGAUGAACUCUGUGAGCCACAACCCCCUCCUGCUGCUCACUCCUCAGAAAGUCAAACGCUACAUCGAAGCCCUGUGGAAUAAGAAGAGUUCAGGGCAGCCUGUCACCUUCACAGAUAUCUUUGGAAUGCUGAUAGGGGAAACACUUAUCCAUGAUAGAAUGGACACCACUUUGAGCAACAUGAGAGAGAAAACCAAUAAUGCCCAGUGUGCUCUGCCACUCUUUACAUGUCUCCAUGUGAAACCAGACGUGUCAGAGCUGAUGUUUGCAGACUGGGUGGAAUUCAGUCCCUAUGAGAUUGGUAUGGCCAAAUAUGGCACUUUUAUGUCUCCUGAUUUGUUUGGCAGCAAGUUUUUUAUGGGGACAGUGGUGAAGAAGUACAAUGAAAAUCCCUUGCAUUUCCUCAUGGGUGUUUGGGGCAGUGCAUUUUCCAUAUUAUUUAACAGAGUGCUUGGUGUCUCCAACUCUCAGAAUAAAGGUCCCACCAUGGAAGAAGAAUUAGAAAAUAUCAGGCUCAAGCACCUCGUAAGCAAUGACAGCUCAGACAGUGAAGAUGAAUCACAGCAUCCAAAAGGCACCGGGAGCGCCGAGGCCCGGCCGGAGCAGCCGGAGAGCAGCCAGGAGAGCAGCCAGGAGAGCUGGGUGCAGCGCAUGCUCAUGGCCCUGGUGGGGGACAGUGCCCUCUUCAACACCCGGGAGGGCCGUGCUGGCAAGGUGCACAACUUCAUGCUGGGGCUGAACCUGAACAGCUGCUACCCCCUGUCCCCCCUGGCAGAGCUGCUCACCCAGGAGUCCGUGGAGGAGGACGAGCUCGACGCGGCCGUUGCAGAUCCUGAUGAGUUUGAGAGGAUCUAUGAGCCACUGGAUGUGAAAAGCAAGAAGAUUCACAUUGUGGACAGUGGGCUGACGUUUAACCUGCCAUACCCCCUCAUCCUGAGGCCUCAGAGAGGCGUAGAUCUCAUCAUCUCUUUUGAUUUCUCAGCAAGGCCAAGUGAUUCCAGCCCUCCUUUCAAGGAAAUUCUGCUGGCUGAGAAAUGGGCUCGAAUGAACAAGCUGCCUUUCCCCAAAAUAGACCCCAAUGUGUUUGACAGAGAGGGCCUGAAGGAGUGCUAUGUGUUCAAACCAAAGGACACCUCUUCAGAGAAGGACUGUCCCACCAUAAUCCAUUUUGUCUUGGCCAACAUUGACUUCAGGAAGUACAAAGCUCCAGGCGUUCCCAGGGAAACACAGGAAGAGAAGGAUUUUGCAGACUUUGACAUUUUUGAUGAUCCAAAUACACCUUUCUCUACCUUCAACUUCCAGUAUCCCAACGAGGCUUUCAAGAGGCUCCAUGACCUGAUGGAGUUCAACACCCUCAAUAACAUAGAUGUGAUCAGGGAGGCCGUGCUGGAGAGCAUCGAGUACCGCAGGGAGAACCCGUCGCGCUGCUCGGUGUCGCUGAGCAGUGUGGAGGCCAGGAGGUUCUUCAACAAGAGCCACCUCAACAACAACCACACGUAGAGGCCGUGCCCGGGUCCUGCCCCUGCAGCUGGAGCCACAACCCCUCCAGCAGCUCCUCACCCACCCCUCGACACGUUUGCUCGGGACUUCUCGAGUUUCGGUAUCAUUUUGUACUGCUAGUUUUUUAAACUAAACACAUUUCAGUAUGCUGAGAUCCUGAUUUUAACAGCUGUGCAGUUAGGGGGUUUUUUUUGAGAUCAUCGAGUUCAG